UCAUUAAAAGGAAUUGAUGACAUCGUAAAACUUUCAUUAAAAUCUUUCUCCACCUUUUUUUCAUUUCAGAUCAAUGUGGAAGUAAUAUCAAGAUGGUUCAGGGGCUCGAACCGCUUUCAGAAACCAUUUUUCUGUACCGGUCGCAGCCCCAUUUGCCGUCUCGUCAAAUUUUCUUCGAGCAAUCGAGGAAAAUUUUCCAUCCAUCAUCAGCAAAUUGGUGGAGGAGAAAAACGAGAUCGAUCCGGUGGAAAACAGAAGAAAUGCAUCAAAGCCAUGGAGCCACCACCCAACAACAACAAAAAAAUUCCACCAGACCGAGCACAUCGUCGAGGCAAUUCAUUAGCAACAGAACCUCAACCUUCAACAUCAGCAAUGGCAACCGCAGCCGUUUCUUUACCAUCCACUAGUAAUCAACUCGUAUUAUAUUCCGAUCGACCCUCGGCAUCAUUCUCGUCCCGAUCCAUCAGUUCAGGUGCUUCUACCUCCUCUUCAAUGUCAUCUCAACCCACACCUUCAUCAUCAUCUGCUUCUGUUUCAGCCCCCAUUGAAAGGCUGUCACGUCCAAUGGCUUUUGAUAAGAUGGAAGCAAUGGUGAGAGAAGCACAAGAAGCCAAUGGUGGUGUUCCUGUUCGUAGCCAAAAAAUCUUUUUAACUUCCAUUCCAUCGGCUUUCAUGGGCUAUGAUCUUAUUGAAUGGAUGAUGGAACGUUUGAACAUUGAAGAAUCAGAAGCGCUGAGUGUUGCAAAUCAACUUUGUCAACAUGGUUACUUCUUUCCCGUUAGCGACUCGAAAACAUUGAUUGUCAAAGACGAUUCUUCACUUUAUCGCUUUCAGUCGCCUUACUAUUGGCCAUGGCGUCAGCAAAAAGCGCCAGAUCAAAUUGAGUAUGCUAUUUAUUUGGCAAAGCGUUCAUUAAGAAACAGACAACGUCAUGGAUUAGAAGAUUAUGAGGUCGAAGCAUUGACAUCAUUGAAACAGAACCUUAAAGCCAAAUGGGAUGUCAUCACAAUGCAAGCUGAAGAACAAAUAAAAUUAUCUAAAGAUCGAAAGAAGGGCGAUAAGAUUGUAAGCGAUUCCCAAGAGCGAGCAUUUUGGCGUGUUCAUCGACCACCUCCUGGACAAUUUACGCCACUUGAACCAUGUCCAGUUCCAUCACGCGAUCGACAAGGAAGGCCAAGAAGACGAACAGAAGAAGACUGGAAACGAGAAAUCGAAAUAACAAAAGCAUCAAUAGGAAGAAAUCGGAUGAAAAUGUCGACAGCAUGUGAGAGUCUCGUAAAUUAUUACGAGACUUUUCUCGAAUACGACCCAUUAAUGAUGUCAGCACAACCAUCUAAUCCAUGGGUAACAGAAGACAUCACUUUCUGGCAGUUGAAUCAACCAGUUGUUGAGAAUCCAACUGAGAAACGUGUUAGGCGAUGGGCUUUCUCAAUAGAAGAACUUGUCAGAGAUCCCACGGGAUUACAAGAGUUCACAUCUUAUCUUCGCAAAGAAUAUUCACAUGAAAACAUUCGUUUUUGGAUGGCUGUCAAUGAUUUAAGACGCUCAGCACAGUCACAAAUCCCUCGAAAGGCCAAGGAGAUUUAUGAAGAAUUCUUAGAACCGGGUGCGCCAUGUGAGAUUAACAUUGAUGGAAAGACUAUGGAGAAAGUGCAGCAAGGUCUGAAAUCACCAACACGAUUCACUUUUGAUGUUGCUGCUGAACACGUUUACACGUUGUUAUUAAAGAAAGAUUGCUAUCCACGUUUCAUUCGUUCUGAACAUUACAAAGCGCUCAUCGCUCAUGCUGUUCAACCAUCUCAUAAGAAGCGAUUCUUUGGAUUUGGUGGACCAGCAAAGAAGAAACCUUCAACAACUGUAGCAGCAAAUCCCGUUCUAUUGACACAAAUGCCUGGAACAUCCGCCGGAGGUUCAUCACUUACUGGACUUCCACGACGUCGUGGAAGUGACCGAAGCUUGACUGGCUCAGCUCAUGAGUUGGCAGUCUGUGGAGUUAAUAAAGAUCCAACAAAAGUCGUUCACUCUCAUAGUCAGAGUAACUUAAGCGAGUUACCGUACAGAACGGUGAUUUACAGAGGUGAUAUGCCAUCGGGAAAUAUAAGAUUGGCCGAAGGAAUUCCGGAGCCAUCCAGGCAACUCGAAACGACACAAGAAUCAUCAGGAACGGCUUGUAGCGUAUGUCCGUGGGAUACAAUUGAAAAUGACCCACCUACGCCACAGCCACCACCUUCACCGUCUGCCUCCACAUCAAAACCUAAAUUAACAAUUGAUUUACCAACAAUACCAUUCACGCCACCAUCAGAUAUCGUUAAUACUGACGUUUCUGAACGCAUGAAACGUUCGUGUGGAUUACGACAAAAUACAUUAGAUUGUGACUUUCAUAGCACGAAACGUCUGGUACCGGCGAUAAACGAACAGCGACGAGCUUCGAUGACCAUUACUCCCAGAGUUUCUGAUCUCCAAUUUAAUGUCAACCCACCGACAGUUACAACGUCAGGCCCUGAAGAUGAUGAUACGUCAGAGCUUUCACUUGUGAUAGACAAAGCCGACAGCAUUGAAGAGAAAGAAGACGAAUCUGAGAAAGAUUUGAAAGAAAAGGGACUUGAGAAUUUGAGAAGGAAAAAAACAUUUUCUUGUGAUGAUAUUGUGAUUGAAGAAGAAUGCCAGAGAUCAGAUGAAGCGUCAAGUGAACGUAAAUUAUCGGUUGUUGCCAUGGGAAGUAAAAAGUCACUUGAAAUUGAGGAAUUACCAUCAAGGCCAAUUGAAGCUUCAUUAGCGUUACCCACAUCGAUAAGUACACAAACAGUGCCCACAGAAGAAUUUCCUGAGAAUUUGGUUGUGACCAAUGCGAACAUUAAAGGAGAAGAUGCCAGAGAAGGCACUCAAUUGAAUGUCGUCGAAACACAACAAGAAAUUGACAUAAAAAGAAAUGAAACGAGGAAAUUUUGUUCACGUUCGAGUCAUGAAAAUGAUGAUGGGAGUUCGACGGGUGAUAAAUUAGCUGAAAUUUCGAAAAGGUCAAGCAUGUCAAAAACGUGCGACGAUCAACAACAGAAACAAAUGCUUUUAGCUCAUCAACAUUCGAUAUCACAAGAAGAAGACUAUGAAGUUGCGAUGGUAUCGGAACUUCUCCCAGGUUGUGUCGCACCAGCGCCUACCCCAGCGCCUUCGAUAGCUCCUUUAGCGGAAAUUGAAGUUGAUCCAACCGAGGACGAUGUAGAAAAUGCAGCAAUAGAUCAAGUAGCCGAUCCAAAGCCUGAUAUCGAACGUAAAAAGAAACGAAAAGAGAGACGAGAUAAGGAUGGAAGUGAUGGUCAAAGUCAGAAUCAGACAACAGUAUCAGAAGGCACAAGCUCAAAUGAUCCUGAAAAAUCAAAGCAUAACGCUGUUUGUCCAUGGGAAGAUGAAGACGUCACAACCGCUGUUGAAGCGCCAUUUGUUAAAACAUACGCUACACUUGGAUAUCUUUAAGAAUAAUUAUAAAAAAGGAAUGAAUAUCUGUUUAAUUGAAAUUUUCUUCCUUCCAUUACCAUUCACUGUCUCUCUCUAUCUCCCUUUCUAUAUCUCUAUCUCGUUCUUAAUCCAUGAUAUCUAAUGAUUAACAUUUCCCUAAAAUAAUAUGAAAGAACAACAUGAAUUAAAACUAGAUGAACAUGUUAUAAAUUGUAAGCGUUCAUAACUAAAGUUUAAAACAAAAAUGUAUAUCUAACAAUGAUAUUUUUCCCUUGAUUUUAUAUAAAAGUAAAUUAAAGUUUUAUCUUUAUGCGAUCAAGAAGAUUAUCUAAACGAGAUGCGCAUGAGGGUUUGCCAUUGAAAUAAAUAUAAAAAAUAGAAUUGCGACUUUACCGUACAUAGAACCGAAGAUAAAAAUUGAACUAAAAGAAUGUUUUAUAAAUAAAACCGUAAGCAAAGGACAUAAAUAUUUAUUCGAGAAUAAGCAAUUGCUUUGAAGGUAAAGUCGAAAACUGCAGAAAUUCGAGUGUGUUUGAACAAAUGAAUGAAUGCAGAAAGCGAAUGAGCAUGAACUAUAAGUUGUAAAUCCACAAAGUUUGUUUCAAUCUAAAGCAAAAAAAUUUAAGCUCUGAUUACAUUUUUGUUCUGUCGUAAUGAAGAAUAGCAUGCAGAUUUUAUGGGCAUUUUCGUGCGAAGGACAAUAUCAUGACGUGAACAUUCUCCAGGGCGUGAACUGAAUUUAAUUUACCUCGACAUGGAUAACAAAAAAGAAAGAAGAUGAAAAAAAUCCGUGGAAAUAUUUUGAGAUUGAAUUUGAAUAAAUUUAAAUGAAUUACAAAAUAUAAAAAUUAUGAAAACUAAACGUUAAUUGAAACGAGAGCCCCAUUGAAGAUAAAAUUCAUUCACCAUCAUGAAUAUAUUGAAAUCUUAAAGCUAUUAAGUAGUAUUUUUAUGAUAAAUAAUCAAAAAAUAUUUCAACAUGAUGACAUCAUCAUUUUUAAAUCUUUGAGAUAAAAAAUGAUUUCGUCACUGGAUAUUUCCUUCCUUGUGCUAUGUCGAGCGAUUAAAUCAUUGCACUGUUCACUGAGAACUUGAUUGAUUGUGAAAUCAGUGAGGAAAGAAAAAGUGGAAAAAGUUUUUCACUCACAACUAUUUCAUGGUAAUUUUCUGGCAAAUAUUUAACAUGAAAAUCAGAAUGAAAAGUUUUUUCCUACUUGCUAUGACGUAUUAAAGAUAUUUUUGUUGAAUCGCAUAAGUUAUGCUUUUAUAUGUACGACGAAAAAAAGUGAAGAAGAAAGAGAAAAGCAAACAAGUUUCAAUGCUUGUGUGGGAGGAUUUCCGUUCAUGUUAAACUGCCCUUGGAAGUAUCUAUGCUGCAAAAUAUUAAAGUUGAACAUUCAUUUGUGAAGGAAGUUAAACAGAAAGUAUUCAUUUAAUUAAUUAUUAAUUAAGGGUACUUGAUAGUAUAUAACGUACAUAAAUAUAAUAAUCGUAAAAAGUUUAUAAUAAUCGCAUUAUAAUAACGUAGAAGAAAGUAAUAAAAUCUCUUAAAAUAUUUACGUAGCGAUGAUUGAGAAAAGAUGGAUAUAAAUGAUGGUAGAUAAGCUAUAAUUAACUACAAUGUAUGUGUUGUUAAUGGAAAACUUAAGGAAGAUAGUAAGAAUAACAUUUUAAUCAGAGACUAAAAUAAACAACUCUGACUUUAAUUAACAUCAUUGACAAAUAUUUGCGCAUAACCGUUGCAUUUUAUCGUUCUGCAAAAUAUUCCAAAAUCCAACGUAGUAUUUGACAUGUUGAUGUAUCAUAAAAAUGAUUCAAAAUCUGAACAAUCUCAACUUUCAAGUCAAGAUUACGUAAGAAAAGCGUUUCUAAGGAGACAUCCUUUAAUGUUGACAUUAAUGUUAGAUGACAUAAAACUGCUGGCUUAAUUGAAGGCAGUUGAAUGGAUGAACUUUCUGACUUGUAAAGUUCGUAAAAUUAAUUAAUUAAAUAUAUGUAUGACAAUGACGCGAGUGUAUGUGAGAUUUUUUACUGCAAAGAUUAACCCAAAAGCUGUCAACACUAUUAAGGAUAAUGAUACUACUUUUCAAUGUGUUUUUCCUAAUUGAUAAAUCAAAAAAAGGCACUUUAAAAAUUGCGAAAAGAUUGUGUAAUUUUAAUUCCUAGUUAUAUUUGAAAUUUACAUAGCAUCUGGUUGAAACGAGGAACAGUUUUUUCUAAAAAUCAAGAAACAAGGAAAUUCGAAAAAGAAAAACUUUUUUCUUCGAUUUAUAAUUGAAAUGAAUUUUUUCGGUUUUUCUUUGUUUUCUUUUCAUAUUCGAAGUAAAAUGUUGUUUUAAUUAUUUUCAUUCAUGUAAUGGAAAUUCUCGAGAUUAAAAUGGAAAAGUUUCAAUUACGCAACCUCCAUUCACUUCAAAGCGGAACAAUAUUGUAGCUUCCAUCACUUUUUAACAACAAUGAAUAAAGAACAUCACAUAAAGACAUCACGAAACAAUAUCAAAACAUAACAACAAAAAUAAUUCUCAUUAGUGAUGUGAAAUGCAAAUUUUCAGCUUCAUAGCGAUGUUGAAAAAGUUAUUUUAACUCUGACAAAUUUCUGUAUAAUUUUAAGUUGCUAGUGACAUGAAUAAGUUCAUCAAACUUUUCUUCCCUCUAAUCAUUUCAAAGUUAAUUAAAGUUUCUCUCAAAUUGAUGACAUUUUCCCUUUCUUACAUACAUUUGUAAAGUUUUCUUUAAUUUCAUGUUGAACUGGACCAGAAGUAAUCUUACAUAUAAAGUUGUUAAAUAAGCUUUGCUAUAUGCGCAUACAUAUGAUUAUGAUUGAACAUACAUUGUGUUUCACUUCCUCCCGCUCUCCCAAUUUCAAAAAUUUAAUCAACACAUCAGAUACGAAAAUGGUCGUCGUCAGCAUAAAUAUUUUCUUUGUCCAUUAAAUGUGUUAUUGAUGCAGCAAAUUGAAAGAGAUGAUUAAAGAGAAAUUCUUUUGAAAUAAUGUUGUAAUGAAGAAGUCAAAACUUGCUUGUAUAUUCGUGUUUAGAACGUUUUAAUAUUAUUAUAACUUAUCUAAGUAUGAAUAAGAAAAUAAAUGAUUAACCCAAUUUAUUCUAUCGACAUAAGAGAUAAUGUGCUUUUGGUGAAAUAUUUCUAGCAUUAAGUGAAUUAAAAUGACAAACUUUUUGUUUAACUUCUCCCAAAGCAUCUGAAUGAUAAAACGUGGUAAAAGAAGCCUCAAAAUAUUAAAACUUUGGAUAAUUUUUGCAAGCAUAACAAACUCAAGCACUGCCCUUAGAUGAUAUCGUAGGCAUAAGCAAAAAAGUAAAAAUAAAGAACGGAAGCACUUGAGAGCUUUACGAUUUGUAACAAGUCUAGGAAAAAUGUUUUCUAGCAUAAAUCUUUCUUCUUUAGAUUUGUGGUUCGCUUUUUUAUGGAUGAACAUUUUUUGUAGGCUGAGCUGUGGUGAAAUUGGAUGAAAUGAGAAGCUUCGAAAAACAUGUGGAAAUAAAUAAAAGAAAUUUACUUUCCUGAUUUUCUUUUCUACGUUUCACGAUGAAAAUACCCAAAAAGUGUAAAACAAGAUAAUUACAACAAUAAAAAAAAUUCGAAUCUUAUGCUUCAUGAGAUUAACAAAGAUUAUAAAUAUUUCAUUUAAGAAUUAAUAACAAGAAAAAAUAAGAAAAUAAUGUGGGAAAAUAAUAAAAGAUAAUCCGAAAAUUGGUGUGAAAGGUAAAACGCAAAAAUUAUGUUUAUUAAACAGGAUUUGAUGCAGAAAAAAUUCUUGAAAAGUUCAACGUUUCUUUAAAUUAAUCUCUGCUUACUUUAUUUCAAUAAUGAAACUUCCUUUGUAGAAAUUUGAAAAGCACGUUAAAGAGAGGUAAAGAGAAAUGUUAAUGAUGCUAGAUUAAGGAAGUGCAGCAUCCUGUUCAACGUUAUGAAACAUUUCUGAGUGAGUUUCGAUUCGAUUAUAUUUUCAAAGUAAAUUUGCGUCUCAUAAAACGAAGAGAGAAGAAAUUUUCAAUCUUUCAAAGGUAGAAGAAAGUGGCAAAUGGAAAUUGCUCAAAGAUCUUGCUUAAAUUUCUUUCAUAAGCAAGAUGAUGUUUUAUUCAGUGAAGAAACUCCCCAUAGAAGUAAAUAAUGUAACUUUAAAGACCUCGAAAUAGAUUUAUUGGCCUAAAGCCAGCAAAACGAAGCUGAACUCAUAUGUAAAACAUUUAAACAAAGUCAAACUCAAUUACACAAAUAUUCAAUUAUUUUCCUGUCUCUUCUGUGACAACAAUUAGAUACAACAAAGGGUAAACACAUCAAUCGAUUAUGCUUUUAGUGCUUGAAGCUUAAACUUAAAAGAAUAUCACGCAAUGAGCUUGAAAUAAAAUUUCAAAACUUAAUUCGGUUGUCCAAAAUUUCUUUAUCAUUUGAGGUCAUUUUUAUAUAUUUUUUCUGAUUGAAAUUCUAUCAGUAGAAAAGGGGAAGAAAAUGAAUUAAAAAUGAUUAUAGACACACAUAAAAAAUUAAAAUCUUGCACACUCGUUAGAACUUCUUAAAGAUAAAACUCUUAGUACCACCCGAUUAUGAAAAUUAAAUAUAUCAGACAAAUGAUGGAAAAAAGAAGCAUUGCUGAUGAAGUUACUUAAACUUUGAAUGAAAGCUAGCGUAGAUCGUAAAAACUAAAAGUUCUGUUAGAAAUUCAUGUAAAUAUGAGAAGUAAAAGAUCAAACAAUAAUGUUUAAAAGAAAACCUAAACAAAAAAUUGAAUAUUUAACUAUUUCAAAAUGUUAUUUGCAUAUGAGAAAAAAAGAAAAAUUUAGAAAAAAUUAAAAAUUUUACAGUUAAAUGACUUGAGCUAAAUAUUUAUUAAAGAAAAAUCUGAUGUUGUUUAAGAUGAAAAAAAGAAAGAAAAAAAAUUGAAAUUUACAGAAAUUUAACUUCAGAUGUUUUAAAUCUCAAAUUAUAAACGAACAUUGGAAAAUUUUAAUCAAAAUUUAAACAUUGCGUACAAUCUUCUCAGAAAAUUGCUUGCUACAACAUUUUCCUCUUUCCAGCAUGUCAUUGAUAUCUAACAUAAAUAUUUUUCAAUCAAUUAAGUUUUUAAAGAAUUUUCCAAUCAUCAGAAAGAAAAAAGGAGAAGAAAUUAAUAUUCUUAUGUUGUAAACAUUUUCAAGUUUCAUCACCACUUGGAAAACACUUUAAUGAAAUCAAUUUUAUUAUUGAUGACAUUAGCGAGCGAUGAUUGUAGACAUUAUCUUAAAUAAUAAAAGCUCAUUAUAAUGAAGUAUUUAUAUGAUGAAAAAGAAUGUAUGAAAAGGAAGAAAAAAAUAAAUAAUUCAUGUCAAACCAGAAAAUGUAGAAGAUCGAAUAAAAGUACAAUAAAAUGUU
Molecule: messenger RNA, 8823 nt
Organism: Clunio marinus
Lineage: Eukaryota; Metazoa; Arthropoda; Insecta; Diptera; Chironomidae
Source: the annotation of a GenBank genome assembly